AUGCAGUUGAGGAUCAGCUGCAAACCUUCCAUUUUCCUUCUCCUCCGCCUCCUCCUCCUCAGUACCGGUCUCGUCUACCCCGCCAUUGAAGCUCGCAACAUCCUGAUUCCUGGCCAACCGCUUUACGACGACGGAACAACUUUAAUCUCCUCCGGCGGCCGCUUCGAACUGGGCUUUUUCAGCCCUGCCGUCUCCCGCCGCCGCUACGUCGGAAUAUGGUACCGCAACAUCUCGCAAACACCCGUGUGGGUGGCCAACCGUUCGAGCCCGAUCUACGGUCGAUCAGGACGCCUUUUGCUCUCCGGUGAAGGCACGCUCAUCGUAACGGCCAUUAAUAGCUCGACCGUCAACUGGUCCUCGUCGAAUGCAACCAGACUCACGAACCCCAAGGCGACGCUCUUCGACGACGGGAACUUCGCGGUGAGGGAGGCGGGAAACGAUGACCCCGACAGCUUCGCAUGGCAGAGCUUCGACUUUCCGACCGACACGCUCCUCCCCGGCAUGAAGCUGGGCUGGAACCUGACCUCCGGACUCAACCGCCAACUGACGUCAUGGGCGAGCGCCUCCGACCCGUCGCCAGGUGGCUACACCUUGGGCAUUGACCCGCAAGGUGACCCACAACUGUUCGUAUGGUUUAGAUCGCAGCCGCUUUGGCGAGGGGGCCGAUGGAACGGCCUUUAUUUUAGCGGCGCGCCAGGAAUGGACGAUCCACUUCUUUUCAACGCGACGUUUGUGGUUGACCCUCACCAAGUCAUCUACUCAUUCGGCCUUCGCGAUCCUUCGAUCGGCGGCUCGGUGUUGGUGGUGUACCACUCGGGCGAGUUGCAACGUCUUGAUUGGAUGGAUGGCAGCGAGGUGUGGGAGGUAGACUGGAGCAUGCCAAAGGAUCCGUGCGACACGAUGUCUGCGUGCGGCGCCAAUGCCGUCUGCGAUCCGAAUGCCCGACAGAUGUGCAGAUGUCUAGCCGCCUUUCUUGUAAAUAACGCAUCGACUUGGGAUCCUUCGAAUCCGAAUGGUUGUUCGAGAAUUUCUCCACUCAACUGUGGGAAUUCGAAUGGGACGGGUGCGUUCUUUAAAUUCUCCAGGUCGAAGCUACCGGACACAUCGAUAUCGGUGGUGGACAGAAGAUCGAGGAGCCUAGACCAGUGCAGGGAAUCAUGCAUGAAGAAUUGCUCUUGUAAAGCCUAUGCGAGCUCCGACAUCAGUGAAAGUGAGAGCGGGUGCAUAAUGUGGACGGGUGAUAUUACGGAUCUCAGAUUGUACAGCGGUGCUGGAGGACAAGAUUUGUAUGUGAGGAUGACAGUUUUCAACUCUUCCAAUUCGCAAGAUGGGGCAUCGAAUCGAUCAUCCAGACGGAGUCAUUUAGCUGUGACGAUUGCAGUCCCUGCUCUGGCCGUUUUUCUCCUAGUUUGCGUUACAUGCUGUGUUUGCAGACGCAGGAAGAGAAACAACGGCAACGCUGUUAAUGAAAUAGAAGAAGAGGAUCUGGACUUGCCUUUAUUCGACUUGGACACAGUUUUAGAUGCAACAAACAAUUUUGCAGCAGAGAACAAGCUGGGUCAAGGUGGAUUUGGUCCGGUGUACAAGGGGAAGUUGGGUGAUGGACAAGAGAUAGCUGUGAAAAGACUAUCCAAGACAUCCACACAAGGCAUCAAUGAGUUCAAAAAUGAAGUAGUGAUAAUCGCUAAGCUACAACAUCAGAACCUUGUUCGCCUUCUUGGCUGUUGCAUUCAAGGAGGAGAGAGGACGUUAAUCUACGAGUACAUGCCCAACGGAAGUUUAGAUGCAUUCUUGUUCGAUGAAGAGAAGCGGAUGUUGUUGGAUUGGAAAACACGAUACGAUAUCAUAGUCGGAAUUGCUCGAGGCCUUCUAUAUCUCCAUCAUGACUCAAGACUCAAAAUCAUUCAUAGGGAUAUGAAGGCUAGUAAUAUCCUUCUUGACAAGGAUAAUAUUCCUAAAAUAUCAGAUUUUGGCUUGGCAAGGAUAUUUAGAGGUGAUGAAAUGGAAAUAAAUACAAGAAGAGUUGUUGGAACAUACGGAUAUAUGUCUCCUGAAUAUGGAAUGAAUGGAAUUUUCUCAAUAAAGUCGGAUGUAUUUAGUUUCGGUGUGUUGAUACUUGAGAUUAUCAGUGGUAAAAAGAACAGAGGAGCUUAUCAAUCCGACUACCUAAAUCUUCUGGGACAUAUAUGGAGCUUGUGGGAAGAAGGUAAAAGCUUGGAAAUCGUUGAUAAAUCAAUUGGCUCUUUCUCAGUAGUUGAGGUCACACGAUGUAUAAAGAUGGGUCUUUUAUGUGUUCAAGACCGACCACAAGAUAGACCGACAAUGUCAUUGGUAGUUACAAUGUUGAGUAGUGAUAGCGCGAUACCAGAACCUAAACAACCUGGUUUCGUUGUUGCAUUAGAUUCAUCUAAUUCUUCAAUCGGAAAGCAAUAUCCGCCAUCCAUCAACAAUGUAUCCAAUACAACAUUAGAAGGUAGGUAAGAUAUGAAAAGUGGAAUGUUGUGGUAACAAUUCAAACAGUUAUUUUUGUUAGAAUUGUUUGUGGAGUGUGAUUUACUUAUCCAACUAAUCAGGACAGUUGAUUGUGCAUGAAGAAUUGUUCACGAAACUUGUCAGGUUGAAUCCUG
This is a messenger RNA of Zingiber officinale, 2627 nucleotides long. RefSeq names its product G-type lectin S-receptor-like serine/threonine-protein kinase At4g27290. The coding region runs from base 1 to 2481 and encodes 826 amino acids. The transcript has 7 exons. The record is from RefSeq and is a predicted model, not a curated record. Gene Ontology annotation, molecular function: ATP binding; protein serine/threonine kinase activity. Gene Ontology annotation, biological process: recognition of pollen; protein phosphorylation. Lineage: Eukaryota; Viridiplantae; Streptophyta; Magnoliopsida; Zingiberales; Zingiberaceae.